UGUACCCCACCCAGCACACUGUGGACAGGAGCGGAGUGAUGAGGGACGAGUGGUAGUGGUCCCCGCAGUGCCGACAACCGUCGCAACCCAUGCAUGGCGGGUUGUCCACUCCCUCGCCCAUGUCGGUGACGCGGUCUGCUGCCGAGCCGUCAUCUUCGAUGGCAGAUGUGCAAGUAGAGGAUAUGGAGGAGGGGUGGCCUGUCCACAGCGCAACUGCAUCGGCCGCCGACUUGCAAGGUCCCUCCUUCGGUGGCGAGGAAGAUGAGUUGGUUGGCGACGAUGAGGUCAAAAGUGAUGGCGGUGACAUUGAUGGGCAAAACUCUGACAACGCGCAGGAGGAUGGGGACAAUGCUAGUGCUGGGCAGAGAGAUGGGGGCGAGAAUACCUUGGAUGAGAGGAUCGCGCUGUCCAGAUUGAUGGCCGAGGACGACGCCCUUAUGGCCGACGCUGACGGGCAGCAUCGGUUCAAGAGGAGUAAGGACCGAUAUGAGUGGGUGCACGAUCGGAUGGCGGAGCAGGGGUUUCAGUACAGGUCGGCGGAGGAUUGUCGUAAGAAGUGGCAGGGCAUGCUAGCGGCAGCGAAGUUGAUUCUGGACAAGUGUGAGAAUGCUUCGGGGAAACCUUCCUACUGGGACAUGACCCUUGAGGAGCGGAAGGCGGAGCAGGUGCCACUAGGCUUUGAGAAACCUUUGUGGGAAGCGAUGGAGUGGAAACUCAAUCGGCCAUCCAUCAAGUGUGACAAAACGCUGGCGUCCGAGAACCUGCCAGGCAACGCGGGGGGGAAUUCGACGAGCGGCGGUCCAGCACAGCCAUCGUCGGGGAGGAGUGCUUCCGACGGCAAAGCUACGGAAGAUUCAGACCAAGCUGCGAAGAUCCGGAGGACGAACACCGACAAAAGCAGGAUGGACGACACGAUGAGCGGUGGGACAGCAUUGAGCAGGGCAAUGGAGGACGCGACACGGUCGUACGGCGAGGGUUUGGACAAGGUCGCCGCCACUCUAGCGAAGGCAACGUCAGAGGCAGGCUCGGCGAUAGCGGCGAAGAUCGGUGACGUGGCAGACGCAAUGCGUGGCGGGAACACCGUCCUUGAGAUUCUAGUGGGGAUUCUCGCAAGGCGCGGAGGUGGGGGGAACAAUGCUGCAUACGAAAGGGCGGAUACAGACCCCUCGGCGCGCUAGACUUCCUAUAUAUAUAUAUAUAUAUGUACAUAUAUAUCGAAGAUGGGUGCUGGCUGUCGUUUCCCCGUCC
Messenger RNA from Chara braunii, 1248 nucleotides. NCBI's taxonomy places the organism in Eukaryota, Viridiplantae, Streptophyta, Charophyceae, Charales, Characeae. The record is from the annotation of a GenBank genome assembly.